UCGCUGCGUGCAUGCUGACGACAGUUAUAGACUUAGUCUACAGAGCCUUAUGCAAAGAGAUGUUCUUUGCGCUAUUUAUCUUCGCCACUUUAGCAACGACGUUUGCUACUGUUGAUCUGGUGGUAGUUGGAGGCAACAAUGCUCUCUGUGUGGGUAUGAAUGUCACACUCCAGUGUACACUGAUGGGAGGUGUCCUCGCCUGGUACACUCCUGAAGGAGCACUCAACUUCAUCCGAGGAAGACAAAAUACAUCUUAUCAAGGCUCCUACUAUGGCCAGCUCAUGGAAUCAAAUGAUACUUAUCUUAUUUCAACAUUGACAUUCACCUUUACAACUGAGAUUACCAUCAACUGCUCUGAUACAAGUCCAAUUGCUGGAACUACUGUCAUUGUUGAA
Molecule: messenger RNA, 395 nt
Organism: Geodia barretti
Lineage: Eukaryota; Metazoa; Porifera; Demospongiae; Tetractinellida; Geodiidae
Source: the annotation of a GenBank genome assembly